AUGUCUUCCUCUGCGCCUCGCGGCGGCGAGCGCAUGAUCCAUCAGGAUUUCAUCGCCAGAAUCAGAUACUCCAAUGCCCUACCGCCGCCCCCCAAUCCGCCGAAGCUGCUCGACAUUCCCAACACUGGUCUCGCCAGCGGCCAGUAUACGACGCCCGGCUUCGCAUCGCGUCUUGCCAGAGAGCAGCCGUUGAACAUCGAGGUCGACGCGGAACUGGGUAUGCCCCUGGACCUGGUUGGCAUGCCAGGUAUCUUCGACGGAGACGAGAGCUGUGAACCGCUGUCCACACUAGGCAGAGCCAAGAGCAGCACCGAAGCCUCGGUCUCUUUCCUUCGCAGAACCGAAUACAUCUCCUCCGUGAUGCCCCGAAAGGGUGCUGCCGGUGCGACCGGCGCCUUUAUAAACCCCAAGCUCAAGCGUCCCGAGAAGCGCCGCUCGCCGGAGCCUGACAAGGACUCUCCCGCUGCCAUCAGACGCAAGAUCGAAAAGAGCUUCGAGAGCGCCGAGCGCUUCAUCAGCAACCCGACCCGUCAUCGCCACCCGAGCAAGCCCAACGUCCGCCUCAUGUCAUCCCACCAGCUCCUUCCCGAUCACGACGCGCUCCCCGACUCCGGCGCCUACGUCACCGUCAAGCUCCUCACCAACCCUGUCGCGAGCGGCAACAAGUACGACCGCCGCCUCCUCAGCGGUCUACUGCGACCCCUCGACAGAAGCCGUGAAGAGAACGAUGCAUUCCAAGCCGCCGUCGAGGCUCACGAGCGCGACCCCGCCCGCAACCCCAAGCCCCAGAACCUCAUGGACUACAGCUUCUUCUUGCCCGCAUCAGUUUCCACAGCUGAGAACUUCCGCUCCAAAUUUGAUCCAGAGAACCCCGAUAAGGACGACGAUUCUCUGUACACACAUAAGAGCGAAGGCACCGACGGUUGCUUCAAGUUCUCGCGUCUCCGUGCCUACGAGACAACCAAAGAAACGGAGCUGGACCACAACACCAAGUACGACGAGGAGCUCAUCCUUGCCUUCAACGACGAGCCGACCAGCACCCGGCAGAAGGCCGCCUACUACUACCCUGUUAUCCAACGCACCCAAAUCCGCCCUCAACGUGCCAAGAACAUUGCACGCACUCUCACCCAGGUGGAGGACGACACCCAGGUCGUCAACGAAGUUGAGAUUUCCGUCUGCGACCCCAAGGGUACGACCGCGGAGAACAUGAAGCGAUACCGUGAGAAGCCGAUUGGCUUCGUGGAGGAGGUCCAGGAACCUGAAGGAGCCGAGGGCAAUGGCGAGGAAGCUGCCCUUCCAUCGCCCAGCCCUGAGAGGGAUGCUGACGGCGAUGAAGAGGAUGACGAUUAG
Molecule: messenger RNA, 1350 nt
Organism: Colletotrichum chrysophilum
Lineage: Eukaryota; Fungi; Ascomycota; Sordariomycetes; Glomerellales; Glomerellaceae
Exons: 2
Coding region: 1-1350 (449 amino acids)
Biological process (GO): transcription elongation by RNA polymerase II
Cellular component (GO): Cdc73/Paf1 complex
Molecular function (GO): RNA polymerase II complex binding; chromatin binding
Source: RefSeq, a predicted model, not a curated record